This is a messenger RNA of Austrofundulus limnaeus, 6099 nucleotides long. It is a transcript of the gene ltn1, whose product is annotated as listerin E3 ubiquitin protein ligase 1. Gene Ontology annotation, cellular component: RQC complex; cytosol. Gene Ontology annotation, molecular function: zinc ion binding; ribosomal large subunit binding; ubiquitin protein ligase activity. Gene Ontology annotation, biological process: ribosome-associated ubiquitin-dependent protein catabolic process; rescue of stalled cytosolic ribosome. The transcript is spliced from 32 exons. The record is from RefSeq and is a predicted model, not a curated record. Bases 77 to 5368 code for a protein of 1763 amino acids. Lineage: Eukaryota; Metazoa; Chordata; Actinopteri; Cyprinodontiformes; Rivulidae.
UUUAGCACUGCGAGCAAUGCGAAGAGAAUGAUUUAUUUUAAUAGGAACAUUUUUGUUUAAACAAAACAAUAUAGCUAUGGGCGGUAAGAACAAACAGCGAACAAAAGGAAAUGUUCGGCCGUCCAGCAGCGGUCGAGCUGCAGAGGUUCUGACCCGGGAAGGUGGUGUCAUCCCAGGUUUCGUGGGCUUCGACACUACAAUUACAUCUGAACUGAGUUACGUUCCAGCUGUCCACGGAGCGGAGGAAAUAGACAACCUGGUGGAUGCUGAUUUCCGCUUGGUGCUCAGGAAGCUCUCAAAGAGGGAUGUUGUCACUAGACUGAAAGCUGUGCAAGAUUUUGGGUCUAUGUGUCAGGAACGGGAUGCUGAAGAGGUGAAAGGAGUCCUGCCCUACUGGCCAAGGAUUUACUGCAAAAUAUCUGUGGAUCAUGAUCGGCGAAUCAGAGAGGCUACGCAGCUGGCCUUUGAGCAGCUGGUGCUAAAAGUGCGUCGCAGCUUGGCCCCCUUUCUGAAGAGCUUGAUGGGCCACUGGAUUCUGUCCCAAUGUGACCCUUAUACACCUGCAGCCUCCGCUGCAUCCCAGGCCUUUCAAGCUGCCUUCUCACCCACCAAACAGCCUGAGGCUCUCAGCUUUUGCAAAGAUGAGAUCCUUAACGUGCUUCAAGAUAUAUUGUUAAAAGAAACAGCAGACACGCUUAGUGAUCCACAAAGUGUGACAGAGGAAGAACGAGAAGCCAAAUAUGUGCGCAUGUUGACCAGUUCCCUGUUAGGGGUGAAGAGGCUGCUUUCCCUGCUGCUUCCAAGUGACAGAGAGGCCUUGGAGCCAGGACUGACACAUCUGGUCAAGUCUGGGAAGUUCUGGAAGUACAGCAAACACAAGACACCACAGGUAAGAGGGGCCUUUUUCGAGAUGCUGUGCGCUCUGUGUGAGUUCACGCCUGCUCUGGUCCAAGCUGAAGCAGCACGACUCUGCCCCGCUGUUCUCCUCAGUAUCGACGACACAGAUCCRGUUGUUCUGCCCCCCGUUUGGGAAGCUGUUCUUCACAUUGUGUCUACAAUCCCUGAUUGCUGGACACACGUAAAUGCCAAAAAAGGCUUCCUUCCUAAACUUUGGGUGUUAUUAAAAGAGGGAGGUAAAGGCAUGGCUAAAGCGCUCCACCCAAAUCUAAUGCCGCUUCUUAGCAAACUGCCCCAGGAAGUCACUGAUCCGAGCCUGGAUUUCUACACCACUUUCUUCACUGCAUUCAUGCAGGGUUUGUCCAGUGAGCGUGCUGCGACAAGUCCAUCAGAAAGUGCAGUGAUAGUGACCUCUCUUGUCGAGUGCUUGAGGUUCUGCAUACUUCAAAAUACAGAAGAAGAACAUUCACAGGAAAAAAUCAGGGUCAUGCUCGUGUCACAGCAGCUUCUGCCUUUAUUAGAAAAGGCUYUCAGAAACCAGUCCCUUCAGAAUGGGCCUCUUUUCCUUUUGGUCACCGAAAUGCUCAUUUCCUGGGAGAAAAGGGCAGGUUUACAGAGUGACGGCGAGGAAGAUUCCAAGAAGGAAGUCUUUCAAAAACUCGUGGCCGACUUCUGGGAGGGCGUUUGUCAUUUGUGUGUGCGUUUCGUUGACAACGAGGAAGCAGAUCCACAGGCUUUGGAGGGUGUAGCCAUUUUGCUGCAGGUGAUGCGUUAUCCUGAGAGGGUAAGCAAAAAACACCUCCAGAAGAAGAAAUCUGUCAGGGUUUGUUUGUCUAAGCAAGAAGAGGAGGAAAAAACCGGCGUUCAGGGGGAUGGUGCCGAAAAGUUUGCGCAGACGGCGUCAGAGCUUGUGAAUGAAAAAGCUUUCGGGUCCCUACAGACUCAACAUUUUGAAGAGGCUGUGUGCCAGCUGGCACAGCUGUGCCUGGUGCAUGUGAAUGAGAAAAACUCAGAGAAACAUCUUGUUUUCCUCUCACUUCUCCUGCAGUCCUUCCACACACACAGGGUCUUCAGUGCUUUAAUUGAGUUUGAGGAGAAAAUACCAGACGGUGAUAAAUGGAGGGAUGAGAGGAAUCCAGCAGUGCAGUUCCUGCUGAAGCGAGUGGUUGUGUGGCUGGCUGAGGUGGCACGCAGCAACACCGAGCACCUGGUGGAGAUGGUUUUUAGUUCACUGUCCUGCUGCAACCAGGAGGAGACCACGCAAAUCCUCAACCACAUCACCACGAUGGGUUUGCCAUGGGGAAUUAUCCUGCAAAUUAUCCAGAGGGCGUGUAAAGAUGCCGAGACUCGUGCGAGCUGCACUGAUUGGCUGAAAGGCGCAGUUCUGGGGGAGCAGCUCUUGGGACUGACAGAGGAGCUCUGCAAGGUGGGGAGCAGUUCUCACGCUUCCACYUCCUCUACAAGCAGCCACAGCUGGACACUUAUCAGCCUCGUCCUCUCUCAGAACCACAACAACGAGUCUUUGAUCGGGGAGGUAUACAUGGAGAAGAUAUUAGAGAAGCUUCACACCACUCUGUCCGAGACCAAGAGCUUGUCCGACGCGGGCAACAUGGAGCCCCUCAUCUCCUUCAUAUGCGACGUCGCUUCWUCGUUCUUCUCCUCUGUGCAAGACUGUCUUCUGCUGCUCUCAGCUGAGGAGCUGCUGCUCACCGUUUUCCAGCUCACUGCCCAAGAUCAAAGACAAACUCACCUAUCUAAAUCACUGUUGGAUAAGCUGAAGAAGGUGUGUGUUGCUGGGGUCCAAUCUCUGAUGCAACAUUGCGAAUGCGAGGUGACAGAGGGGGGUUUCCUGCACAGUGCAGCAGUUUGGGUGGCGAAGCAAGUACUGACAGUUUAUCUGGAUAUUAAAAGUUUGCAGGUUUUAGUUACGGCUGUGCAAAGCUUAGUGGAAACAAUCGCCUCUGCAGGAGAUCAGGCCUCCCCCAUCCUGAACCACUUCUUUAAUCUUUUGACACCCAGCCAGACGGAAUGGACACAAAUCAGACAGGCCCUGCCUUCUCAGUGGAUCAAAGCUCCUUUACUGGCUAACCGUCACAGGGGAGUUUAUGAAAAUCCCACUCAGGAUGCUUGGAAGUUUAGAGAGUCAACCAGGCUGCCAGCCCACCUUUGUGUUUGUGCCUUGUUGGGAAUGGUGGUCCAGACUGCUUCACAGGAUCAAAAGGAGACACAGUGUCCUUCACCUCUACCAAACCUUACAAACACAGUUUCAGAGCUGCUAUAUGCUCUGCAGUGGUGUAAGGAGUUUAAGUACAGCCCCACAGUGGUGUCUGCAUAUUACAACCUGUUGGUUGAAUGGGGCCUGUCUGAUGGACACCAUAGUCAGGUUCCAAUGAAAUCCCUCCUGGAGACCCUGUACUCGAGGUCUGUAAUGGAUGGAGGUCUGUGGUCUCUGACUCUGGAAAACUACAUCAACACAAACAGCUUGGCAAUCACUCACAGUGCAGCUCUGAGGAGACUUUAUGGCAGUUCUGACAGUUUGUUCCCAGUGACUCAAAGCAAGCUGAGCACGGUCCAGGUGCUCUGCCCAGUAAUGACAAAGGAAGACAGGGAAAUGCUCGUCGACUUGGCUACUGCUGGUUUAAUCAACUGGCAAGAGAAUGAAGAUGUAUAUGGGUGUCUGGCAGUGCUACUGUGCUGUUUAAAUGCCAACACAGAAGUGGAGAAUGAGGUUGUGCAGGCUAUCCUGGCAACUGUGAUGGAAUGGAGGAACAGCAGGGAGGAUUGGUUUCUCUUUAGCUGUGAUCUAGCUGGAGCUACAUCUGAACAGCUGAACCUUAAUGUGGAAAUGAUGCGAUUCUCGUCUUGGCUGGUGACUSAUUGUCCAUCAGUUCUUGGAGGAAACCAGUGGGACUUCUUGCUCUGCUCCAUGUUGGCCUGGCUGGAGACUGCCAGUGAGAGUGUGAGCAGUUUGUGGAACCCCUGGGUGCAGCUGUUUGUGUGUGAGAACUCGACACUGAUCGUAAAACUGAACCAAUUCUUCACGUCGUCGUCGUCUGAUGUGCUGGAGAAGUUGCCAUCGGAACUGGCCAGUGAAUGGAGAGAUUUCUUUGUAGAGGGCAUCUACAACCUGCUGUUACCUCUGCCUGUAAAAAUUACUGAGGCCUUCCUUGAACCAGARGACCCCGUGUUCCCCCUGUCUGUGCUGCAGUCAGUCGGUUUGGCUCUGACAUAUGUACCGGUGCAGCAACUGACCCAAAACUCUUUGCCGCCACGGUUCAUAGCAGACCAAAAGACAAACCUGCCAGAGCCUCUGCAGACGCUUCUCAACACGCUGUGCCCUCUGCUGCUGUUCAAGGCCAGGCCUCUGCAGAUAACUAUGCACCACAUGUUGGAAAAGACGAUGCCUCAACUGCCUGAGUGUGAUGGAGACGGAGACAACAAGUCUGAUGAUGACAAAGAUGAGCCGUGUCUUUCUCCUCCAGCUUCGCUCAUGGCCAUCCUGUCGACCUGCGAGGAGCUGUGUGAAAAUAUCCUGGCUGGAGUCCAAGUGGGAGAGUUUGCAGUGGUCCAGCCACUCAGUGUGGAGUACUCGUGCAUUCUGGGAUACCUGCUGGCAUGGAAGCUGCUCCUCACAUUUUUCAAAUCAUCCCCUUCUCAUCUGCGUGCCCAUUACGCUCAGUAUCUUAAGAGAAGCGGCUCUCUGAACAAGCUGCUCCUCCAUCUCUUUAAACUGAUGCCCGAGAACCCGGUUUACCCGGGACAGGAGUCGGAGACAAAAGAGACCAAAACUUUCUUUACAGAAACCCUGAUCCUGACAGUCGAGGAGAAUAACAGUGUUAAAUGGGAGCUCCCUCACCUGGCGUGCAGCGUAUACUACAGCACUGUGCAGGACCUACCUGCCAUGGUGCGGRUGUGGUGGAACAGCCAGGAGAAGAGAGUGAGCUCCGCUGUGGAGAAGUUCACCAGUAAAUACGUCAGUCCUGUCCUCUCAGCCCAGGAGAURUCCUCCGUCCACAGCAGCACUCAGAUGUUUGACAGCAUGACUGUGAAGGCUCGCUCAGCAGCACGAGAGGUGAUUGCCACCUACUCUGUGGAUGACAUCUACAUUGAGUUGGUGAUUCAGCUGCCCCAGAAUUACCCUCUGGGCUCCAUCUCUGUGGAGAGUGGGCGGCGAGUGGGCGUAGCCGUACAGCAGUGGAGGAACUGGAUGCUGCAGCUGAGCACCUACCUGACACAUCAGAACGGCAGUAUAAUGGAGGGUUUGGCUCUGUGGAAGAACAACGUUGAUAAGCGAUUCGAAGGAAUAGAGGACUGUAUGAUCUGCUUCUCMGUUAUUCACGGCUCCAACUAUUCUCUGCCGAAAAAGGCUUGUCGCACCUGCAAGAAGAAGUUCCACUCAGCCUGUUUGUACAAGUGGUUCACUUCCAGCAACAAGUCCACCUGUCCACUCUGCAGAGAAACGUUCUUUUAAUAGGUGAUGCGUCAGCCUCGGCUGAAAGAAGACGGCUCCUAAAAUAAACCCGGACUGAAUCUGUUAUGAUUACACAAGAAAGAUGAUCAAGAAACUCUUCAAGACUCCAGUAUAAUUUGUUUGAUCACUGAAUUGAAAGACACAUUUGCUUCAAAAGCCUUGUGAAAAACUGAAGUACAGAAAAGCAUAGCUCUUGUUAUAUUUUUGCAGCUUUUCUGCCUCUUCUCAGAUGUGUGGGUUGGUUGUGAAAAUCCCAAUGGUUUGUACAUAUAGCAGUGCUUUACUGGAUUGGAUAUACCCAGUUAUCAGCAGCCCCUGCUGGUUUUUAUCUUUCUUUUCAUAGACCUAAUUCUCCUCUUUUUUAUGGUCUUUUGGGACCUAUAUGUAUUCAGAAAAAGCUGAUUUGACAAGUUGGGUAAUUAAAGCUGUUCUUCCGCUUCAGUUCCAGAAAAACUAUGUUUGAAAUGGUAAAAUUUACAAAAACAUAAAACAAAAACUAAUGUUUGAAUUAUUGUAAUUCCUACAACUGCUUACAUAAAUUAUUCCUAAUAUUUAGGAGUGUAAAGGGAUUUGAUUUCUUUCCUGAUUUGUGACACAAAUUACUCUUAUCAGUAGAUAAUUAUUUUUUUAAUAUGAAAUUUCAAAAUCUCAAAAAUAUCUGCCUGUUUCAACCUGUGCCUGACUACAGCUGUAAAUCAUGUUGGAAAAUCAAUAAAAUACAACUCAAUGAA